AUGCAGCGUGCCCCCGAGAUCAUCACCGUCAGGUCGACGCGUCGUGUUGAUGAGGACGCCCUCUGUCUCAGUCUGCUACAGGCCGACUGGUCUGAGCUCGACGCCGCUCAAUCUAUCACCGACAAGUGGGACAGGUUUCUGGCUGUAUGGGACCCGAUUAUGAACCACUACAUGCCAUUGAAGACCAUCAAGCUGAAGCACAGGCCGAGCCCAUGGAUGGAGGAUGAGGCUGUGAAGGAGGCGAUGGCGGCCCAGCCGUCGCUGAUGGGGCGGCCCUGUUUGAGCUACGUGAUUGUGUUGGACAGGUCGUCUCCGGACGAGUUCGGCCGCGAGUCGGCCUCCAAACGCUCCCGCAGCGCCUCGCUCGAGGACGACGCGUGCGGCCGGUCGUCACACACGUCGAAGAAGAAGAAGCACCACCAACGCUCCCAGAGUCACAAACAUAAGCACUCCAGCAGCAAACACAAGAAACACAAGCGAGACCGGGACAGACGUGACCGCGACCGGGAUCACUCGCGGUCGUUGGUGUCCCCGCGGCACAGUGACGGAGAGAGGGUCAGCUCGUCCGCCCCGGUGCCGCCGCCACCGCCGGCCGUGUCGAACGGCGCGCCGCUCCCCGUGACGCCUCCGGCGCCGGUGAGCCGUCCGGUGGAGGUAGAGGACUCGUCGGACGAUGAGGCACGCCGGCGACGCCCGUCCAUACCGCUCAGCCAUGAGGACACCAUUGACGCCAUGGACAUGCCGCACGUGUACCAGCCGGCGGCGCUCAACAGUUUCGUCAGCUCGCCCAUGUACGCGCCGCUGGAGAGUCUGCCCAGCCAGCAGCUGCCGGCCGUCAACCUGCCCAAGGACGCUGUCUACAAGCCGAGCAGGGACUACGUCCCCGUUCAACCGCAACCCGUCAAGAUGGCGUCUACCGGGUCGUCUCCGGACGAGUUCGGGCGCGAGUCGGCUUCAAAACGCUCCCGCAGCGCCUCACCCGAGGACGACGCGUGCGGCCGGUCGUCACACACGUCGAAGAAGAAGAAGCACCACCAACGCUCCCAGAGUCACAAACAUAAGCACUCCAGCAGCAAACACAAGAAACACAAGCGAGACCGGGACAGACGUGACCGCGACCGGGAUCACUCGCGGUCGUUGGUGUCCCCGCGGCACAAUAACGGAGAGCGGGUCAGCUCGCCCGCCCCGGUGCCGCCGCCACCGCCGGCCGUGUCGAACGGCGCGCCGCUCCCCGUGACGCCUCCGGCGCCGGUGAGCCGUCCGGUGGAGGUAGAGGACUCGUCGGACGAUGAGGCACGCCGGCGACGCCCGUCCAUACCGCUCAGCCACGAGGACACCAUUGACGCCACGGCGCGGGUGAGUAUUAUAUAG
Messenger RNA from Amphibalanus amphitrite, 1371 nucleotides. RefSeq names its product serine/arginine repetitive matrix protein 1-like. Bases 1 to 1371 code for a protein of 456 amino acids. NCBI's taxonomy places the organism in Eukaryota, Metazoa, Arthropoda, Thecostraca, Balanomorpha, Balanidae. The record is from RefSeq and is a predicted model, not a curated record. The transcript has 6 exons.